Blepharisma stoltei is the source of this 1443-nucleotide messenger RNA. The record is from the annotation of a GenBank genome assembly. Lineage: Eukaryota; Ciliophora; Heterotrichea; Heterotrichida; Blepharismidae.
AUGAAGGAAUUUCCUAAUCCAUUUCUCGACUUUUUCAAAGAGCUUGCGCAUAAAAGAAAACAAAGUGAUGGAAACACAGAAGAUGGACUUGAUGAUGACGUUUCUCAAACAGAUCGACCUCUUCCUUCAUGCCGACCAAUUCUUGCUAGACCAUCUGAUUUGCAUUCAAAGGUUCUUCAUAGAAAUUCAUCAAGAUAUAGUGGAAGAAGAAAAUGAAAUAUACCUGUUGUAAUUCCUAAUAAAUUUUUGGAAAAAGAAUUCUUUAGCCAAGAUACUGAUAAGUCAGCCAAUUUAAGAGAUAAUUGUCCUUUUGAAUUUUAUGAAAGCUCAAAUAUGAUUAAAGAUAAACAGCAAACUUUAAUUGAUAGAGUCAAUGGCCUGCAGGAACCUGACUUGCUAAAAGUGUGAAUUUUUUUGGAGUCAGAGUGCGAAAAUAAUAAAAGUAAAGAAAAUGCUAUAUUGCACCAGCAUAAACGGCCAUAUUCUGGAGGAAAAAGCUCUAUUUUCCAAGAAAGCGUAGAAAGCAAAAAUGAUGAAAUGUAUUCAAAAAUAUUUUUCAAUCAAGGCAGAGAACAAAGCAGAGACUUAGAAGAAGAAAAAAAAGAACAAAUGCUGAAAAUGGUUUCAAGUAUUUCAAUGAUUCAUCAUGCCCCCUUGACAGAAAAAAAGUCUGAGGAUGCAUUAGGGAAAUCAUAUAAAUUAAAAUGGAGACACGAGGAAUCUGACUUCUUGGCGCAACAUUUCAGAUCUUGGUUAAGUCAAGAAUCAAGUGCAGGCUCAAGAGAUGUUUAUUCGGGUAGGUUUUGGCUGCUUUCCUGUGGUUGAAAAUGGAGAUCCCCAAUAACGUCCUUUGGGAUCCGAAGACCCAUCGAUUCCUCUUCCUGAUUUUAAUAACCUAAUCUAGCCUUAGGGAAACCAUUAGGCGUCAGUCGUUAUCAAAGAGCAAGUCUUGCAUUAUUAACUCCCCCCCUCCGUGAGUGAACAAAACCAUUAGAAAAAUCGCCAUUUUUUGCCCAAAAACCCACCCUCCGUGAGUGAACAAAAAUUUUUUUAAAUAGAAAAAUUUUUUAUGGGAAAAAAAAUUGAUAUAUAAAUGAUAAUUAUUAUAAUGAAAUCUAGAGCUAAUUCUGUUUAAUUUUAAACGAAUUGCUUUUUAAAACAUAAAUUUUAUAAAUUAAAUUAAUAUUUGCUUUCCAAUUUUUGCGAAUUAGGAUUUUUUUAAAUUUCGAAAAAAAAAUUUUUUUAUAAAAUUUAUAUAUAAAUUUUUUUAAAAGAAAAAGUUAACCCCCCUCCGUGAGUGAACAAAAUUUUUUUGUUCACUCACGGAGGGGGGGAGUAAGGAAAACUAAAGGGCUGGGUCCAGAGCAAGAUCGAACUAUAAAACUUCUCGGUGUUAAUAUAGAAAAACUGGUUCACUCACAAGAUACAUAUAAGCAGUUUUAA